GAAAAACCCGCCACUAUAAAUAUCAAAAAACUUGAAUCACACCGCAUUUUCGCUCUCGAACUUCGUUCAGAUUGAAGAGAGAGAGAUGAAGAAGAGAUCGACGAGGAAGUCUUCUGUGGCGGACCUUCUGGUUUCGCCUCCGACUAUCACAAGCCCUAAUCGAUCUUCGAGCGAAUCUCCGAAGCAUUUCGAAUUCAAUCUCGGUGCCUUCAACACUACCUCAUCUUCCAAGAAGAAGAAGAACGAUGUAGCAUCAAGCUCUGUCCUGAUCCAGCCUACCGCAUCACCACCACAUCUGAAAAGCCUGAGUACGAUCUCUGAUCUGAAGGAACUGGCCUCUUCGCGCCUGGACUCCAUCAAGCGCCAGCUCGAUCGUUCGCACUCGGAGAUCCUCAAGGACAUGGAGGCCUCUCAGUCUCGUCUCCACAAACGAUUCAAGAUUCAGACACAAGCAUGCCAACAAGUGACCGAUGAAGCAGAGAAGGAGUAUAAGAAAAUGUCUGAACGAAUCAGUGAAAGUAGGGAAGCAAUGAAGGCUUCAUACUUAGGGUUCUUGGCAGAAGCACAAGCCAGUGCAUCCCGUGCAUGCAAAACAUCCAUUCCUGAGCUCUCACAGUCAUUUGAGAAAGCCCUUGAUGUUCUUCGAAGCCGUUAUGGGAUUUCAUCAUCUGCAGUGUAACCAGCCUUAUUGUGCUGCUACUCGGGGUGACUGAAGGUUGAUAUUAUUUUUUAUGAAUUGCUGGAUUACUAUGCGCUAGGACCUAGGGUCACCUUUCAUUUAGUAUAUCAAAACAUUGCCGUGCCUUAAUUGAUUCUCUCUUGUGCCUAGAUAUUUGUUGGGUUUCAAUCCACAAAUUUCUGCUUUAUAUAGGACUGAAGGUAUUACUCGUUAGAUGGAAAUUCAUAUGAUAACAAUCUCAUAAAAUUUGGUAAUAAGGAAAAAAUAAAAAAAUCAAGCAUUAAAUAAAAGAAUCUGAAAUUCAUCAGCCACUUGAAUGUAAGUAUUCAGCAUGAUGAGAUUGGAAACUGCUUGAAUUAUUUUUGUAUACCAGGAGAUGUUACCAGUUUUUCAGAGCGAUCUACUUGAUGCAUUAUGUGAAAAAA
Camellia sinensis is the source of this 1104-nucleotide messenger RNA. RefSeq lists its product as uncharacterized. The record is from RefSeq and is a predicted model, not a curated record. NCBI's taxonomy places the organism in Eukaryota, Viridiplantae, Streptophyta, Magnoliopsida, Ericales, Theaceae.